CGUGCGCAAGCGCGACUAUAAUUUUUUCAAUAUAUUUGUAGAAAGAACAAUCAGUUAACUAUAAGUGUUCUCCAUAGAAAGAUUAACUGACGUAUAUGAAAAGACAAAUGUAAGGUCGUCAUGAGAAAUAAUGAAAAGGACAAUUUGGAUAAUAUAAAAAUGUUUAAUGAAAAAUACGCUUUACAAAUUAAUCGAUGGACUCUUAAAAUAUUGGGAAUAUGGCAGUUUGUUAUUGAAUCCUCUAAUUUUUCAAAAAUUGUUGCUGUUUGUCUUAUGAUAGUUUGUAUAAAUUUAUUAACAUUUGUCAUAAUACCAGGCGCGCUUUUUGCAUUUGUUCUCAUAAAAGAUCCGGCAGUCAGGCUUAGGAUUACUGGAGCUUUGAGUUAUAUUGUUAUGGGUAUUAUAAAAUACUAUUAUUUAACAACUCAAAGAUAUAAAAUUAGUGAUUGUAUGAAUCAUUUGAUUUAUGACUGGAAAAAAAUAAACAAAUUCGACGAUAAAAGUAUAAUGAUAGAUUAUGCUAAAUUUGGUCGUCAGAGCUCUAUUUUAAGUGCUAUUUUUAUGUAUAGCAGCAGUAUAUUCUACGUGUUUAUACUACCUUUUGAAUCAACAGGAAUGAACAACAAGGGUAAUGUUACAACUCUAUCAUUCGUUUAUCCCUGUCAUUUUAUUAUUUUUAACCAAUAUGAAAGCCCAGCAUAUGAAAUAGUUUACAUUAUGCAUUGCUCCUGCGCUUUUGUACUGGCUUCAAUUACUAAUGCAACGUGCAAUCUUGCUACAGUUUUUAUUAUGCAUGCUUGUGGACAGUUAGAAAUAAUGACAUUAUGGUUAAAUGAUAUAGAUACGCCUGAAAAUACAGGAAAAAAAACAUAUUCAAAAUAUUUUGCUAUUAUUGAACAACACACGGAAACUUUGAGAUUAGUUGAGAAAAUUAAAGAAUUAUUCCAACAUAUAUGCUUUGUGGAAGUUAUCGGAUGUACUUUGAAUAUUUGUCUAUUAGGAUACUAUAUUUUACUUGAGUGGAAAAACAACGAAACUGGUGGAAUGACGACGUAUAUAUUGCUGUUAGUUUCAUUCGUUUAUAACAUUUUUUUGUAUUGCUACGUUGGAGAAUUACUUACUGAAAAAUGUCAGGAUGUAAGUAAUGUUGUAUAUAUGAGUAAAUGGUAUCAGUUACCUGAAAAUCUUGCUCGAGGAUUCGUUUUAACUAUUGUCAUAGCUCAAAAUUAUGAACCUAUAAAAGCUGGAAAAUUAGUCUAUCUUUCUAUUGACACUUUUGGUACGAUAAUUCGAACUGCACUGGCAUAUCUGAAUAUUUUACGAACAUUUAUGGAAUAAAAGUGACCAGUAAAUUAUUGAAUAUUAUUUUUGAGUCUUAUAAUAAAUGAUUCUAUUGAAAUUCAAUUAAAAAAUUCUACCUUCCAUUUUAGUCACUGUCAAUUCACAGAAUGGAUACUGAUCUAAAGAAACCUAGAAAUUGGUGAUAUCACAAAUUUUUUUGAAAAGUUGAUUGAUAAAAAAGAAAUAUCAGUCGUAUUCAUAACGAUUUAUUAUUAACACACGUUUAU
Messenger RNA from Microplitis mediator, 1568 nucleotides. RefSeq names its product odorant receptor 4-like. The transcript has 5 exons. The record is from RefSeq and is a predicted model, not a curated record. Bases 121 to 1338 code for a protein of 405 amino acids. Lineage: Eukaryota; Metazoa; Arthropoda; Insecta; Hymenoptera; Braconidae. Gene Ontology annotation, cellular component: plasma membrane. Gene Ontology annotation, molecular function: odorant binding; olfactory receptor activity. Gene Ontology annotation, biological process: sensory perception of smell; detection of chemical stimulus involved in sensory perception of smell.